Athalia rosae (coleseed sawfly) is the source of this 3874-nucleotide messenger RNA. RefSeq lists its product as uncharacterized. The coding region runs from base 870 to 3032 and encodes 720 amino acids. NCBI's taxonomy places the organism in Eukaryota, Metazoa, Arthropoda, Insecta, Hymenoptera, Athaliidae. The record is from RefSeq and is a predicted model, not a curated record. The transcript is spliced from 3 exons.
GGAAAACUGUUAUGAACGAGCGCGCCGGCGCUUCCCCGGAACACGUGCGGGAGCUCGACGUCCGUCGUCGCGACGCAUUUUCGUAUUAAAUUCUACAAGAAUUUGGGCGAGAGAGAGCGAAAGAAAGAGAUAUCAAAUCAAACGUGUACAUUCGCCCUCCUCCUUCUCCCCCUCGCCGUUUCACAGUGGAUUAGACAUCAUCUAGUUACAUAUUCGGAAAAUUCACGUUUCAACAGCGCUUAUUGUACAACGACGCAUACGUUACACAUGCCAAUAUCAUAAUUUUUAUGUAAUCGAAUGCACGUUCGCAUACGUAAUAUCACGAACCACGUCGUCAUUCCCUUUUUUUCAACUUCACGGAACUUCGUCAUGGGUUUGCAUCCACUUUGCCUGCAGCAGUGAUCAUUUCGUCAAGUAUAGCGAUACCUGAGAUUGUCUCACAAUCCAAUUUCUAUUCCGAAAAGUAAGAAUACCGCGUGCUAGAAAUAACUCGACAAAUGAAAUGCUGUACGAUCAUACCAAAGAAUUACCUUCGACCUUAGUGUUGCCUGCUUAGGGAUUAGUUAGCUGAAGUGUUUUUCAGAAUACACCUUCGAGUCUGGAAAGGUGGCUGAAUAUUCUUUGUACCGGCUCUAUGAAUAGAUCACUUACUGCUCAUACUAUGAACUUGGUCAUGUAAUGAUUCAUUUUGUGGGAUCGAUCUUUUUCACCCGUGCAUCAAUCAAUGACAUCAAUGUAAUAUUCGGGUUAUAAUACUCAAAAAUUGUUGUUCCAAUAUAAAUUUAAUGAUCAGCUUAAGCAUGAAGUUCAUUAUGCGAUCGCCCAAGAUCGAGGAUCCGAAUGAUUAUCCUGGAUUGUGAGAUCUAAAGAUGUCGACUGUAAAAAUGAAACACGUAAAAAGUAGUCUGGAUCGAAUAGGAUUUCGAUUUCCUAGACAAGAUUCUCUCCGCGGACGAAAAAAUGACGUCGACGAUUAUAAGGAUGAGAUAUUUCUAGAAGCAAGCCUGCAGUUCCUGUAUUCUUUACUUGCCGAAAGAACAACGACAAUAAAAAAAACCGUCGAAAAAUUAAACGAAACUGCAGUUCCUCCCAACAUCUUCGGGAAUUUGAAAUCCCGUACCGAUUCUUACGCAUCGACGUCGGUUCGUCUUUUCUCUUCUCCGAACUACGGAGAAUAUGAUAUUGGUACUGAUAUUGAAGAACCGAAUAUACCCGUCGAAAAACUGACGCCAAAUACCACGAGAGAUCUUCAAAACCCGGGUAUCCGAGAAAGCAUCUCUUACGCAAAUAUCGUACGCAAUGCUGUUUCGCGUUUGGCUACGAAUUGUAAGAGAAAACGUACCAGCAAAACGAAAAUUCGCCUCAUUUCUGCAAACUCUCUGCAAGGUUCCAAUGGACUACCUGAAACUGUUGGGAUUUCUUUUAAGGGGCGGAGAAACCGAAGCUCCUCUGAGUCUUCAUUCCGGCAAAGCAAUGUUUGGGAUCACGAGUGCAAAGCAGAGUCGGACGUUCCGAGCGAAACAGUUUCGAGUUCAUUACCUGCAGCUCCGAAGGAACGCAGGGGAUCGAACGCUCAAGCCAAGAGGAAACUACGUUUGGUUCCGACGAUCUUGAACCUGUUAAGAGGAGGAUCGAAAAGGACUUGUUGCACCUCAUCGAUCUGCGUUGAUCUCUUGGAAAAGGAUCAAAUAGAAUACUCGCCAUCGGAUUCAAAUGUGACAUCUAUAAAUUUUACUAGUAGGAGGCCUGAAAACUUUGUUCGGAAUGAUGAAAAAAAUACACGUCGUAAUAAGUUGAUAAAUAUGCUGCGAAAUGUUUCAAAUGAAACCCGAAUGUCGAUUAAUAACGACGACGGAUCCCGUAGGCGAAACACAAUUGGAAAAUUUUCUCUCAUGCAUGCUGAUAUUUUACCGCCUACGAAAGUUAAUCCUAGCUCACAACCGCCGCAACAAACGAAAAUGUGCAACGUAAAAGUACAAGCAACUGCAGUUGGUUGCUCCAAGUGUGACCUUGUCAAUCGAAAACCCAGUGCACCCACAAGGCCAGAAAUUAUAUGUGAUAAACUUGCAGAUGAAAUUCCGAAAGGUGUGAGAAAUUAUAGUGACGAAAUAACCAUUCCUCUAAGAUAUUCCCAAGAUUCGCCUUGGCUUGAUUGGAUUGAAAAUGUUGGCGCUGAAAAGAUAAGUCAAAAUGAUGUUGAUACGUUGCACGGGCUAGCUGCAGAAAUCCGAAGGAUUCGGAUGCGACGACAUCCAGUUGGUGAACUGCGGACAGAAAUACCCGUAAAAAUCAAAACUACGCAAGCUCCACUGCAUCUUCGCAAAACCGAUCAAGUUUCCACUGCAAAGUUUUGGGAGCAACGUGACUUUGAAAUAAAAACCAAAAGCCACCGAGUAACCACGACAGACGGGUUUCAGGUGGAAAAAUUUGUCCAACUCCUCGAUGAGACCUUGCCAGAAGGCAUUAAUUAUUUUCCACUUCAUAGUAACAAAAACGAAGGCGUAUGUAGAAUGCAGGAUAAAAAUCUUGCCGCUCUAAAUUCGAUGCGUGAAAAAUCCGCACUCCAAGUUCUAUUCCGCCAAAUCGCUACCGAUGCCUCGAUUAUUUCUGAAUCCAUCGAAUUGAAAUCAUGCGGCAAUAAUGACAAGAAUGUUCCACAGACCGCACCAAAACGACAAUCAUCCAAAAUAAGUGUGUGCAGUUACUCAUCGGAAGGCUUGUCUGGUAGCGAUCAGGAGUCUCCCGACUUUCGAAUGAAAUCUACAUCUACGCUUAGGGACGAAGAAACCGAGAUCAUAAUCGUGGAAGAAAAUGGCGGUAGUGCAUUACCUGAAAAUUCCAGUAGCAGUGCAUUGGUCGCACAUCGUGGAAGUGAGAAGAGUACUUUCUGUUCACAUUCAGUUCUAAGAGAAAAAAUUCACAACUUAGAUGAUAAAAAACUCAGUAACGACGUGAUGGGGUGGUGGGCUCCGAACUUUAAUUAUUCAACAACUCCUUCGCCACUUACUCAGUAUCUAUCGAUAACUUAUUAAUUUGACGGUGAUAAUCAUCGGGUUGCUGAUAUUUAUACAACAUAAGGUGUAUUAUAUUACACACCGUGUUUUACAUUUACCGCCACGUACGCUAUUCCUUGUGCAUCAACCUGCGGAAAUAUGGGUUCCCACUGCAAUCCCUGUGAAAUAUUAUGGCCCUAUGUGUAAGCGCACUUUUUUGACCGGCGCUACCCAAGUACUCAUCAACUUUAAGCGAUAUGUGUGUAAUUACUUUACGGUGCAGCAUUCGAUGUUCUUUCAGAUUAUGUAAAAAAAAGUAUGCCAUUCCAUCAAAAUAGAAAUACAAGUUGACCUUGAACACGGGUCAGUGUCUCAACCUACAGAAGAUGUGACUGUACUAUAUUCUUUGCCCCUCGAUAUCCUAUAAGUUUUGUCUGAAAUGUCUUCCCGAAUCUUGCUUAGUUUCGGAAAUAUUAGCCUGGCGCGAUCAAAAAAAAAAAAAACACCCUGAAUAUACUUACGUUUCCGCAUCACAUUGACCUAUGUUACAUGUGCAUAUUCAUUUGAAAAAUAAAUAUUUCCGCUAAUUAUUUCGUGAACUCAUCAGCGGAAAAUAUUUUACUUUUAAUAAUUGAAGUAUAAUUCUAGACAUACACCAGAUAUCGAGAUUUUUAAUUUUUUCGCUUCUCUUAUCGAUAACUCGAUCAAUUUCGUAGAUGAGUUAAUUUAAUUAACAGAUUCAGAUUUCUGAAACUCGAUAUACAUAUUAAUCCUAAAUAUAAAGAAGGUAAAUUUUAUUUUUGCCCCUGAAAUUGAGACAAAUAAAGGUCCUGAUCUUUGAUUCGAUAUUCAGGUAAUAAAGGGAUUUAAAAGAAUUCUGG